This is a messenger RNA of Adineta steineri, 834 nucleotides long. The record is from the annotation of a GenBank genome assembly. NCBI's taxonomy places the organism in Eukaryota, Metazoa, Rotifera, Eurotatoria, Adinetida, Adinetidae.
AUGCCUUCAUCAACGACCGUCAAACACGUGUGUGUGACAUGUAAAAAGAACAUCUGUACAGCCAUAUGUUUAGGAUGCAAUCGAGCUUUUUGUACUCGAGAUUUUAUUGCUCAUCGAGAAGAAUUAAGACAAAAUAUGAAUGGAAUUAUUUAUGAACGUGAUGAAUUUUAUCAAAGUAUAAUUGAUGAAACGGAAGGAACUAUGCAAUGCUCAUCUAUGAAAGAAAUUAACGAAUGGAAACAAAAAUCAAUAAACAAAAUUCAACAAAUAGUAGAAAAUAAUCUACAAAAACUUUAUUUUCAAACAGUAGUACAAAAGUUAACAGAAGAAUUAAGGAAAGCUGGUAAUGAAGAUAGUUUUAUUGAAAUUGAUAUAACACGAUGGUUAAAUACAAUCAAUAAUCUUAAGACUUCUCGAAAUAAUAAUUUGUCACGUUCAUUCAACGAUAAUGACAAAGAUUUAAUUGAUUUUACUUCUGAUAUUAAAAAUCAAACAAAUAAGCAACGAAUAAAGUUUGGAUACGUAGGAGAAGAAUGUGAACAGAUAUUUAAUUUUACACCUGAUUAUGAUCAUUCUCAUCUUCGUAUUAUUGAAUUAAGAAAGACUACUGAAUGCCUUGGAUUUCACAUAAGAGGGGGACGAGAUGAAAAAUCUCCUAUAUAUAUUUCACGCAUUAUUCCAAAUAGUGUUGCAUGGGCACAUGGUGGAUUAAAAAAAGGUGAUAAAUUAUUAUUUGUUAAUGAUAAAUCUCUUAACAAUUUAUGUCGCGACGAAGCUAUUCAGUUGCUUAAACAAAUACAAGAAAGUGUGAUAUUACUUGUACAGCCUUCAUAA